Messenger RNA from Pichia kudriavzevii, 1008 nucleotides. RefSeq lists its product as uncharacterized. Gene Ontology annotation, biological process: glucose metabolic process. The record is from RefSeq and is a predicted model, not a curated record. Lineage: Eukaryota; Fungi; Ascomycota; Pichiomycetes; Pichiales; Pichiaceae. Gene Ontology annotation, molecular function: oxidoreductase activity, acting on the aldehyde or oxo group of donors, NAD or NADP as acceptor; NAD binding; NADP binding. The coding region runs from base 1 to 1008 and encodes 335 amino acids. The transcript has a single exon.
AUGGCUUUCACAGUUGGUAUUAACGGUUUCGGUAGAAUCGGUAGAUUAGUUUUAAGAGUUGCUCUUUCUAGAUCCGACAUCAAUGUUGUUGCAAUCAAUGAUCCAUUUAUUGCAGCAGAUUAUGCAGCAUACAUGUUCAAGUAUGACUCCACACACGGUAAGUACAAGGGUGAAGUUUCUGGUAAGGACAAUGCCAUCACUAUUGAUGGUCAUGACAUCACUGUCUACAAUGAAAGAGACCCAGAAUCCAUUCCAUGGGGUAAGAUUGGUGUUGAUUACGUUAUUGACUCCACUGGUGUCUUCACCAAGGUUGAAGGUGCAAGUAAGCACUUGAAGGCUGGUGCAAAGAAGGUCAUUAUCACUGCACCUUCUGCAGAUGCUCCAAUGUUUGUUGUUGGUGUCAACCACAAUGAAUACACCAAGGACUUGAACAUUGUCUCCAAUGCUUCUUGUACCACCAAUGGUUUAGCUCCAUUGGCAAAGGUUAUCCACGAAAACUUUGGUAUUGAGGCUGGUUUGAUGACCACCAUCCAUUCCAUCACUGCUACCCAAAAGACUGUCGAUGGUCCAUCCCAUAAGGACUGGAGAGGUGGUAGAACUGCUUCCGGUAACAUUAUUCCAUCUUCUACUGGUGCUGCAAAGGCUGUCGGUAAGGUUUUACCAUCCUUGGCAGGUAAGUUGACUGGUAUGUCCAUGAGAGUCCCAACUGUCGAUGUCUCUGUUGUCGACUUGACUGUCAACUUGAAGAAGGAAACCACCUAUGAAGAAAUCUGUGCUGCUAUCAAGAAGGCUUCUGAGGGUGAAUUAAAGGGCAUUCUUGGCUACACUGAAGAUGCAGUUGUCUCUACUGACUUUUUGUCCGACUCUAGAUCUUCUAUUUUCGAUGCAAAGGCUGGUAUUCUUUUAACCCCUACCUUUGUUAAGUUGAUCUCCUGGUACGAUAACGAAUAUGGUUACUCCACCAGAGUUGUUGACUUGUUGGAACACGUUGCCAAGGUCAAUGCUUAA